This is a messenger RNA of Ostrinia furnacalis (Asian corn borer), 1484 nucleotides long. RefSeq names its product putative gustatory receptor 28a. Gene Ontology annotation, biological process: chemosensory behavior; sensory perception of taste; male courtship behavior. Lineage: Eukaryota; Metazoa; Arthropoda; Insecta; Lepidoptera; Crambidae. The annotation marks the transcript as partial. The transcript is spliced from 4 exons. The record is from RefSeq and is a predicted model, not a curated record. Gene Ontology annotation, cellular component: axon; membrane; dendrite.
AAAAAUACUAAGUAUUUUCAUAAAUUUAACAACAAUUUGCUGGAAGCCGUUCAUUCCACAAUUUUAAUAAAAAAAAUAUUUGGGGCAUCUAUUUACGAAUUUGAAACGAAGAACGGAAGAACUGAAUUAAGAUUCACAUUAUUAGGGUUCGGGUUCUUUAUGUUCUGGUAUUUAAUAUUCUACUACAGCGCCUACAUCACUUUCCGUGAAGACCAGAGUAUCCUAAGAACGUUAUAUGACACGAAGCUGAAACAGUACGGAGAUCACUACGAAAGAGUUUCAACAAUUAUAUUUGCUGUUUAUGUAAUGUGGAAACUGCCUUUCAGUUUAAAUAGAUCUCCUAAGUUUGUUCAACAGAUCGCACAUAUCGACAAAGCAAUAUCUAGCUUAGGAGAAGUAGUAGAUUAUAGAGACGAUGCUUUUGCAGCUUAUUACUCGGCAAUUUUUCAAAUGGCAGUAUUUUUUGCUCGCACUUUAUGUAUAUGGGUGACGAUAGGUGAUUUCGACAUGGAGGUCCCUUACGAAAGCAUAUAUCAAAUGGUUUUCGCCGAUUCGACAGCUCUUGUUAUAUCUGGUCAGUUUUGUUAUUUUACAACAGUUCUGAAAAGAAGAUACACUAUAACAAACAGAGUUUUGGAUGAAAUCAGGAUGCAGAAGUCUUGGGAGUACAUUCUGUUUGUGAGAGACAAGCCAAUGAAAACUGAGAGGUCUCUUGUGUUGCAAGAUAAGUACCUUUGCCAGAAAAUUCAAACGUGUGCAAAGAUAUACAGUAUGCUGUACAAAGCAAUACAACAAUUUAACGGCAUUUUCGGGUUAAUCAUAUUGGUGAUAUUGUAUGUCGGUAACGUUAAUGUGGUUCUCUACUUAUUCUAUUUUAUGGAAGCGACCGCUUCUGGUCUUUUCCACGAUUUGCAGAGAUACAUGUACUUUCUGGUGGGUGUAUUCUGGCGCUCUGCCUAUGCGGUCGGGAUAGGAUUCAUUAUUGUAUAUUACACUCAAAAAACAGUUCAAGAGGCUGCUGAGGCCACUUACAUAACACAUGAAAUAGUUAACAGCAAUCUGAGUCCUACAAUAACAAAAGAGGCAAUGCAGUUAUCGCUGCAAAUGCUGCAUCAAGUGCCCAUCUUCACAGUUCGCGGGCUUUUCAAAUUGGACUACGAGCUGAUGCAUCAUGGAAUCCGCUCCGUAGUGACCUUUCUUGUGAUACUAUUGCAAUUUGUAAUGGACACAUAAUAUAAUCAGAAUUACAUUUUGCUACCGUAUAUGGCGCAGCUCUUUGGCGUGAUGUCUUAAUUUAUACUUCCUCAUGUCUGCUGGUGUCAUUCUAUUCACUGUUCUAUAUGUAUCACAAUAUGUAAGCUACAUAGCUAGCACUAAAUUGUAACUAAUAAUAAAGUUUGUUUCACAAGUGUUAUACAUUGUUUUUGUCUUCUGUCUUUUUCACUCUAAACCACUAAACUGAUUUAGUUGGUUACAGAGAUAGU